CGGUUAGAUUUGAAUACUGCACGAAGGCAGUCUGGUUGCUUGAGGAGACGUCGGGAGGCGGCGGUGAGCUGAUGUCCGCCGACCCCAAACAAGUCUGAGAAGAAUUUGGCAAACAGGAGGCUACGGCAGAAAGGUUUCCUUCAAAAAUGGAUGGGAUGUCUUCAGAGACUAAUGAAGAAAAUGACAAUAUAGAGAGACCUGUUAGAAGACGACAUUCCUCAAUUUUGAAACCUCCUAGGAGUCCUCUUAGGGACCUCAGAGAAGGGAAUGAAAUAGUUCAGGAGCCCAGUGCUUUGAGAAAUAAGAAAAGCUCUCGUCGAGUCAGCUUUGCAGAUACUAUAAAGGUAUUCCAGACAGAAUCACAUAUGAAAAUAGUGAGAAAGUCAGAGGUUGCAGAAACAGAAGCAAGAGAAAAUGUUCUAUUUACACAGACUAUGAAUCCAGAAGAUAAUGACUGUGAGAUUACUGGAAUGAACACAUUGCUUAGUGCUCCCAUUCAGACCCAGAUGCAACAGAGAGAGAUUUCAAUUACAGAACACAACCAUGAAAAGAAACAUUCAAAUGACCAGACAGUCAUCUUUUCAGAUGAAAAUCAGAUGGACCUGACAGCAAGUCACACCGUGAUGAUUACCAAAGGCCUUUUAGAUAAUGCAAAAAGUGAAAAGUCCACCAAGAUAGAUACCACAUCGUUUCUGGCUAACUUAAAGCUUCACACUGAGGAUUCAAGAAUGAAAAAAGAAUUAAAUUUUUCCAUGGAUCAAAAUACUAAUUCAGAAAAGAAAAUAAAUUUCAAUAACUUCAUAAAAAGAUUGAAAACAGCGAAAUUUAAUGCUUUUUCUACAGGACCUGAUAAAGAAAAUUCUGAGCUGUCUCUUCAUUCCAAAGAACCUGAGGCCUCUUCCGUACAUCAAAUGCAUGUUUCCCUUAAUGUAGAUGAAAAUAGCAGUAAUAUAACUAGAAUCUUUCAAGAACAAGAUGAUGGGAUGAAUUUCACCCAGUGUCAUACAGCCAAUAUUCAGAGUUUGGUUCCCACAUCCAGUGAGGCCAGCUUAAGAGAAUUCAAAAGUGAUGAUAUUACAGUUUAUGGCAAUGACUUAAUGGACUUGACAAUAAACCACACUCUACAAAUUUUACCCUCAGCAGAUAAUUUAUCUGAAAUAGAAAAUAAAACUCAGACUGUCAUGAUGGAUGUUACAACAGAUUGUACAACUAAAGCUCCAGGAAAGAAGACAUUCUUUGAGAAUAAAUCAAAUGCUGCUUUUCCAGACUCUUCCUUAAACCCUAAAGGUGAAAUACAUAUUACCAGAGGUCACGUUAUGGGGACAGAAACUCACACAGUCACACAGACUUCUAAUCAAGAUGUCAGAACAUUCGCCAUGAUCCCAGAAUCUAUAUGUUCCAAUCCAGCAAUUCAAGAUUAUAAGACAGUUAUGUAUUCUAGUUGUAAUGAUGCCAUGGAACUGACCAAGUGUUUUUCAAGUAUGAAAGAGGAAAAAAAUUUGCCAAAGCAUGACCGUAAUUGUGCCAAAAUAUAUUAUAAUCCAGAUCCCAACUCUCUUCUCAUAGAGAAAACUAUUUAUUCAGGAGAGGAUAGCAUGGACAUUACCAAGAGUCACACAGUUGCAAUAGAUAAUCAGAUUUUUAAAGAAGGUCAGACAAAUGUACAGAUAACAGCCAUACCAAUAUCUGAAAAAGAAAUGAUGCUCCAAAAUCACAUAACUAUGUCAAAAGAUGAGGAAAUGAAUUUAAAUUGUAGCUCAAUUCCUCAUAUAUCUAAGGGAAAAUUACAACAGGAUCAGGCAAAUCCUGUUUCUGUUUCAUUGACUGGCAAAAAGACUGUAAUUUUUGCAGGUGAAGAUGAGGAUUUGACUAAAUGUCACACAACUAAUUUAGGAAGUCAAGCUGUUCUUGCAUCUUAUAAUGUAGCAUCAGAGGAUGCCAGUAAAUCUCACUCUGACAGCAAAAACCUUUUAGAUGAAUGGGAAAAAAUGGCCAAAAGUCAUAAUGAACUAUCCCGACAACCAAAAAUAAUAUCUAAAAACAUCCUAACUGACACCUGGGGCAAAGAAAUAGAUCAAGUUUUGAAGAUUUCACCCUCUCUCCAUAAAGUUUCUCCUCAGUCAGUUGAUAUUAACCAGGACAAAGCAACAAGCUAUAAUAUAGUAUGCUCUGGUGGAGAUCUUAAUAAACAAGUAGCACUGGGAAAGAAUAGAAAUACAGUUUUAUGUGAGCAAUCUUUGUUUUCCACCACAAAACUAUUUUCAUCAGAAGGACGAUCUGCCAUGGAAAAUCAUAAUAAUGCUGUUAACAGUCAUAUAGUAAAAUCUGUACCAGGCCAGGAUUCUAAUCUGCCUGAGUCACUGAGAAAAAGUUCAAACAGUCUCACCCUUGACUGUACUCAUGACAAGAUAAUUAUUUGUUCAGAAAAGGAGCAAAAUAUGGAUUUAACCAAGAGUCAUACUGUUGUCAUUGGAUUUGGUCCUUCUGAAGUACAAGAACUUGAUAAGACUAACUUAGAAAAUACUAACAGCCAACUAAUAAACAGACAGGUAGCUGUAAAUGUUGGAAAAUUUAAUAAAACUCCUAUAGAAAAAACUGGAGUGUUUAUUUUUAAUGAUAUGGAUGUGUUGGAGGGCAGAAGUGUGCAGAAACCUAGAUUUCUGAAUGAAUUGAAAGAUGUCAAAAUUUGUGGAAAGGAAAGUAUUGACAGAUUAAAAAUUGAUAGGACUGUUAUAUUUUCAGAGGGUGAUGAGAAUGAUAUGGAUAUCACCAAAAGUUAUACAUUGAAAAUAAAUCAUAGACCUUUAUUUGAUAAACAUGAUUCCCAUUUAGUGCCUUUGGCUGGAACUUCGAAAACUGUUUUGUAUCCAUGUGGGCUGGAUGACAUGGAGGUCACUAGAAGUCACACAACUGCCAUAGAAUGUGAAACUGUCUCACCAGAUGAAGUAACUACCAGGCCUGUGGACAAAACUGUAAUGUUUACAGAUAAUCACGAUGAACUAGAAAUGACAAAGUCCCACACUGUUUUCAUUGACUACCAAGCGAAGGAAGGAACUGUGCCUCCAGACAGAUCCGACUUUGAAUUAUCCAAAAGGAAAAGCCUAGGAAAACCAAAAGUGACUUCUCCUGACGAGGAGAGUGUUUUCUUUCCAGAGAAUGGUGAAAGUAACCAUUCAGCAGCAAAAGUCAACCAGCUAACACUAUGUGGGGAACGGUCUAGUGGUCCUGUAGAAAAAGCUGUAGGAUUUAUAGCUCAUGAGAACAUGGAAGUGUCUACAUCAACCAUUUGGAAAAAUAACAAAGAUGUACAAAAGCCUGAAUUUCUGAAUGAACCUCUGUCAGGCAAAAGUCAAAGAAGGAAAAGCCUUAGACUAAAAAAUGACAAGCCCAUUGCAUUUUCAAGUAAUGAUAAAAAUGAUGUAGACAUCAUCCAGAGUUGUACAGUGGAAAUAAAUAACAAAAGUGCCCUGGAAGACAGAAAAGACUCCUCUUUGGUGCCUUUGGCAGGAACUUCGAAAACUGUUUUGUAUACAUGUGGGCAGGAUGACAUGGAGGUCACUAGAAGUCACACAACUGCCAUAGAAUGUGAAACUGUCUCACCAGUUAAAAUAACCACUAGACCUAUGGAAAAUACUGUGGUGUUUAUAGAUAAUCACAGUGAUCUGGAAGUCACCAAGUCCCAUACGGCUUUCAUUGAUUGUCAAGCCACAGAGAAAAUACUUCAAGAGUGCCCUAAAUUAGCAGUAACAAAAAGAAAAACCUUGGGUGUUUCUUUUCCUAAGGAUGGUAGUAGCUCUGUUCAAGAAAUCUCUAAAAGACAAGCACAGGCUGUAGAAAACAAAAUUGUUCUCCAAGCUGAGCCAAAACAUCAUGUGAUACCCUAUUCUAAUACAUUGUCUGGGGAUCAAGGCAAGACAGAAAUCAUCACAUUCCGUAGUACUGCUACAGAUGAAAAGGUCAUGGCAAAAGUUGUAGACCAGGCCUAUACUUUGGAAAAAGCCAAACUUGAAAGCUGCCACUUAAAUAGCACAGAUAGAAAUGUAGAUUUUGCAAAUAGUCAUGCACCUGCUGUUUGUGGAUCCAGUGAUAAUUAUUCCUGUUUACCAAAUGUUAUUUCCUAUUUUGAUAAUUUGGAAGGGAAUGUCAUGUCCUUAUGUGAUCAAGAUGAGAAAGCCAGUGAUUGCCCAGUGCAAAAUGAUCUUGCUUAUGCAAACAGUUUAACCAGUGAAUAUUACUUGAAAUCUGAUGGACUGCCUCUCUCUGCUCCUUGUUCUUUGUUAGAGAAGGAAACAGUUAUUCAAACUAAUACCAAAGGACAGUCAGGUAACUGUGUCAUAACAGUGCUCAAAGAUCAAGACCUGAUUAAGGAGCACCAAAAUCUAUUAACUAACCAAACUUUAGUAUAUGGUCAGGAUUUGGGAAACGUGACCGAACUUGAUUCAAAGCAAGUAUCUUUUAAGCUUCCAGAGGAUCAAAUGGAAGACAUUGUUCAUAAUGCAGAACACAGUUUAAAGCAGACCUUUGUUGAUGAUGUUUGUGUUGGUUCUCAGCCUCAUCUCUCAACCCACUUACCUCCAUUACCUCAACAAGGACAGAGUAUUAUUAAUAAGGAUAAAACAAUAUUGUCUAAAGCUGGAAGUAAGAGCUUAAAUAUUGUUAUAAGAAAUUCCUCUGUUCCCGCAUUUGAAAACGAGUCCAAAAUGCUCAAUGAGAAACAGUUUACUGUAGCCUGUGAAAAAGAACUGAAGAAAAAUAUCCAAACAGCUAAAUGUAAAAUAGACACAGACUUUCACAGUAAUUCAGACUUGACUAAGCAAGUUAUCCAAACUCAUGCCAAUCCUAAAGAAGCAUCAGAGCCUGUAAUUGCAUCUAAUGCUGCAAGUUUUAGUAGCAAACCAAAUCUGAAUGGGAAAACUGAAGAAUUUUUAGAUUUCCAAGCUAUUCAUAUACCACCUUUUCCGAAACAAUUACUUGAAUUAGUAAAUAAGGCAGACAGUGAUAUGAGUAUAGUGCAAGCUACAGAAAUAAAUAAUAUUAACACAGUGUCCAACAAUGUUAAAGAUGAUAGAGAUGAAGAAAAUAAAUUUUUUCAUAACGGAGCUGAAACCAACUCUGUGCCAUCAAUGACAGUUGUAAAAGAUAAAGUGAGGAGAUGUUCUUUGGGAAUAUUUUUGCCCAGAUUGCCAAACAAGAGAAAUUGUAGUGUCACUGGUAUUGAUGACCUGAAGCAGAUUCCAUCAGAUACAGCUGAUUUAAACCACUUAGAAACUCCACCAGUCUCCAGUAAAGAUUCGGGCAUUGAAUUUAUUUCAGAUAAACUGAACUUAAGUCCAUCUCAGUAUAUAAAUGAGGAAAAUCUUCCUGUAUAUCCUGGUGAGAUUAAUUCCGCAGACUCUAUUAGCAUAGAAACUGAGGAAAAGGCUUUGAUUGAGACACACCAAAAAGAGAUUUCACCAUCUGAAAAUAAAAUGAAAGAAACCUACAAUAGCCAAAAAAGAACUUGGGUACCAGACGAUGAUGAUAUUCAGAAUGAGAAAAAAGUCAGAAAAAGUGAGAUUAAGUUUAGUGAUACUGCACAAGAUCAGCAGAUUUUUGAUCACCAUGUUGAAGGGGAUAUAGAUAAAAAUGCUAACAGUAUAUUGAUAAAAAGCCUGGGCAGGACCCCAUCUAGUUGCAGCAGUUCUCUGGAUUCGAUCAAGGCUGAUGGAACCUCUCUGGACUUCAGCACGUACCGUAAUAGUCAAAUGGAAUCACAGUUUCUCACAGACACUAUUUGUGAAGAGAGCUUGAAGGAGAAACUCAAAGAUGGGAGAAUAACAAUAAAGGAAUUCUUUAUACUUCUUCAAGUCCACAUUUUGAUACAGAAACCCCGACAGAGCACUCUCCCAGCCAAAUUUACUAUAAACACUCAACCUACUCCAGAAGAUCUGAUGUUAAGUCAAUAUGUUUACCGACCCAAGAUACAGAUUUAUAGAGAAGAUUGUGAGGCUCUUCGCCAAAAGAUUGAAGAAUUAAAGCUUUCUGCACUGAAUCAAGAUAAACUGUUGACUCAUGUAAAUAGGAACCUAUGGGAAAAAAUGAGACAUUGCUCUGAUGAGGAGCUGAAGGCUUUUGGAAUUUACCUGAACAAAAUAAAAUCACAUUUUACAAAGAUGACUAAAAUCUUCACUCACCAAGGAAAAAUAGCUCUCUACAGCAAGCUGGUGCAGUCAGCUCAGAAUGAGAGGGAGAAACUCCAAAUAAGAAUAGAUGAGAUGGACAACAUACUUUUGAAGAUUGCUAACUGUCUCACUGAGGUGGAAAUGGAAAUAAAGAAUUUGGGGGAUGAAGAGAAAGAUAUUCCUAUGGAAGAAUGGGAUUCUGAAAUGAGAGCUGCAGAAAAAGAACUGGAACAGCUGAAAACUGACGAAGAAAAGCUUCAAAGAAAUCUCUUAGAACUAGAGGUACAGAAAGAGCAGACCCUUGCUCAAAUAGACUUUGUGCAGAAAGAAACAAAUACAACUGAAGAGCUACUGGAUCAGUUGAGCUUGUCUGAGUGGGAUGUCAUUGAGUGGAGUGAUGAUCAAGCUGUAUUCACCUUUCUUUAUGACACAAUACAGCUCACUAUCACUUUUGGAGAGCCAGUAGUUGGUCUCCCUUUCCUGAACAAGGUUUAUAGGAAGAUUGUUGACCUGAAUUUUCAAUCUCUGUUAGAUGAGGAUAAAGCUCCUCCUUCCUCCAUUUUAGUUCAUAAGCUUAUUUUUCAGUACAUUGAGGAGCAGGAAUCCUGGAAGAAGAAAUGUACAACACAGCAUCAGGUGUCCAAGAUGCUUCAAGAAAUCUCACUGGUAGUAAGCCAUUGCAAACUCCUUGGAGAAGAGAUUGAGUUUUUGAAGAGAUGGGGACCAAAUUAUAACCUAAUGAACAUAGAUGUGAAUAAUACUGAAUUGAGACUUUUAUUCUCCAGCUCUGCAGCAUUUGCAAAGUUUGAGAUAACGUUGUCUCUCUCAGCCCAAUAUCCAUCUGUCCUGUUACCUUUCUCCAUUAAAAAUCACCUUGGAAAUAUUAGCCAAGAUGAAAUUUCUGCCCUUCUAUCUAAAGUGCCACUGGAGGACAACUACCUAAAGAAUGUAGUCAAGCAAAUUUACCAAGAUCUGCUUCAGGGCUGCGAUUUCUACCAUUUGACCCUUGGACCACAGCUGUAGCAACCAAGCACAAUACACUUGAUAAUGAUAU
This is a messenger RNA of Molossus molossus (Pallas's mastiff bat), 7215 nucleotides long. RefSeq names its product kinetochore scaffold 1 (gene KNL1). The record is from RefSeq and is a predicted model, not a curated record. Lineage: Eukaryota; Metazoa; Chordata; Mammalia; Chiroptera; Molossidae. Gene Ontology annotation, biological process: cell division; protein localization to kinetochore; attachment of spindle microtubules to kinetochore. The transcript has 26 exons. Gene Ontology annotation, cellular component: nucleus. The coding region runs from base 147 to 7184 and encodes 2345 amino acids.